Molecule: messenger RNA, 1731 nt
Organism: Aricia agestis (brown argus)
Lineage: Eukaryota; Metazoa; Arthropoda; Insecta; Lepidoptera; Lycaenidae
Exons: 1
Coding region: 1-1482 (493 amino acids)
Source: RefSeq, a predicted model, not a curated record
AUGUCCCCCAAAAGAAACGUCAAGACGUCCCCACCGAGAAACGAGCCGCCGAUCGAGUUUCCCAAAAAGAGCUCCCCACCCAUGGAUAGCCCGUCCCCGCCCAAGUGUAAGGUGCCGUCGCCCCCGCUGAAAGUCACGUCGCCUCCUACCGUGAAGAACGUGUUCACUACGCAGAACCAGGAUAAAGAGGACAACGCUGCCAAAAAUAACUACAUCACUCUGUCGACCAAGGUGUCUUCGCCGCCCAAAACUGACAAGCUCACCUCUUUCUCCGGGGGAGUCCUGUCGAACAUACAGAAAUUCAACAGAGUCGACUCCAAAAAUGAGGAUGACACUGCCAAAGUCAAGAAGGAAGUAGCCAAGGAAAUGCCAUUGAAAACUGAAAAACUAUCCCUGCCUGCGCCCAAAAAUAACGAUACUAAACCUAAUGUAACUGAACCUGAAGUAAAACAAGAAGAUAAAUCUCUAAAAGCAGCAGCACAAGAUGAUAUCCCUAAAAAAGUUGAUACGGAACCUCCCAAGGCAGAUGAUAAAUCAGAAGAAAAUAAUGGGGUCGGAGAUAAAAUACGAAUAUUCGAAAAGGCCGCGGAAGACGCUAGUGCGAAUGCUGGACGACUUUCUAGACCUGGUUCUGUGCGGGGACGGUCUCGCACAGAAAGAUUGGGCUCAGAUAGCGACCUGCCACCCCCAGCUACGCCAUUUAAAGACAACAUCUUCUUUGAAAACAACAGCGAAAAAACGAAUACCCUGAACCAUAGAAAUACGCUAGAACGUCAACCUAGCAUCACAGGAUCCGUAGCUGCAAAAUGGCAGAGAAACGAUAGCAGCGAGGAGAAAAUACAGAAGCCGGAACCUCAGAAGAUUAUCAAACCAGAGUUCAAACCGAUGCCCUCCCCAGUUGAUCUGACUAUACGUUCUCCGAGCCUUGGAGCGAAGAUCCCCGAUCAGUUUCCAUCGCAGGGAACCGCUUUCCGCAACGUCGCGUCGCCCGACACCGCUCGCACUAACGCUAACAAAGCCGCCGAGGACCUCAAAGCUUACAAAUUGAAGAAUAAACAGAAGCUGUCCGUCAGCAAGGGUACAAGCUACUUUUCGAGCGUCUCAAACGAGGUUUGGCUAGUCAAGAAGAAGGAUAUCGAAGAGAUUGAGGAGAGAGUAUUAGAUUCGUUCAGACGGGCCGGCGGUAACGUCUGUAUGCGAAGUGAGACAAUGCGACCUUCGUCUGACAGCGGACAGAGUGCGUUCACACACGCAACUAUGGGUCGCAAGCGCCAGAUGUACGCUCGAAGCGAGUCGCUCGACCCGCAGUGGGCCAACGCUCGAGCGCAGACGCUGAAGCGACAGUCCUCAGUAGCUUGCACUUGUGGCCACGAUAAGAAGACAAAAGGAAAGAGCGCGGAAACACCUAGGCCUCGCUCCCGCUCCCACGGCGACGAAAACAAUCAAAGUCAUGUCCUAGACAAGUAUGAAACACUAGUGUAGUAGUUUUCACAGUAUUCCAUGCGUAUAUCACAUGUGUGGUACGGUGCGUCAAUAGUUUUUUUCACGAGACAUAUUUGCUAGAACAUAGACUCAUAGUUCAUAUUAACUUAAACCAAAAAUAUGAAUAUAGUUAUCGAAAGUAGUUAGGUGUAGGGAUAAAAUGUCUUCUUCCCCGUUACUGUUGUUGGCAUAUUGUUUGGCGGUCGCCUUGAGUUUAAUUUUAUUGAAUAUAUAUAUAUUGCGAGUCAA